This is a messenger RNA of Phycodurus eques (leafy seadragon), 2965 nucleotides long. It is a transcript of the gene taf4b, whose product is annotated as TAF4B RNA polymerase II, TATA box binding protein (TBP)-associated factor. Gene Ontology annotation, molecular function: DNA binding; protein heterodimerization activity; RNA polymerase II general transcription initiation factor activity. Gene Ontology annotation, biological process: transcription initiation at RNA polymerase II promoter; DNA-templated transcription. NCBI's taxonomy places the organism in Eukaryota, Metazoa, Chordata, Actinopteri, Syngnathiformes, Syngnathidae. Gene Ontology annotation, cellular component: transcription factor TFIID complex. The record is from RefSeq and is a predicted model, not a curated record. The coding region runs from base 1 to 1920 and encodes 639 amino acids. The transcript is spliced from 14 exons.
AUGGCGACGAAUAAAGCCCCCGCGGGGACGGGACGAGCGGGAGAGGCCAGCGGCAUUCCAGGGAGGAGCUUCCAGGUCCCCGUGCCUUCUCCAGGUGUUUGCCAGGGCCACGGCCACCAACCCGCCUCCUCGGUUCAGGCCCCCCCGACGUCGUCCUCCGCCAUCGUGGUGGUAACGGCCAAGGUCGCCAAACCGGUUCUGAAUGCGAGCCAGGCCCCCGUGACCCCGGCCUCGGCCUCGGCCUCGGCCCAGAGGAGGACGGUGGUGAUUACGGUGCCUAGGCCGGCCGGACCACCUUUGCCCGUGGCGCCUCGGCCCGCCAACAUCCAGAUCCCAGCAGGUAUGAUGCUGAUCCGCAGUGACAGCGGUCAGCUGAUGCUGAUGUCCCAGCAGGCUUUGGCACAGGCUCAGGCACAGCAGGGAGCGAGAUCCGGCAACAGCCCGGCGAGCGGAAUUCCGGCCUCACAGGCGACAUCCGCAAGUCAAGGCAACGAGAAGGUGACGAUGAUCAGGAUGACGGCUUCUGCGACUUUCCAGCCGGCGGCGGUCCAGAACGCGGCCAUGGUCAAGCCGCGGUUCCGACCCGCACCGUGGCAGCCGAACACAGGGCCUCCUUUUCAGCCGGUCGCCGUGGAAACCAAGAAAGAGCCCCCGCCUGCGUUUAGUCAGGAGACGCUGGAGAGCGUGAAGAAGUGCAAGAACUUCCUGGUGACGCUGAUGAAGCUAGCGUCCAGCGACUCAAAGUCUGCCAACAUGGCCAACAACGUGCGGGGCCUGGUCGGGAGUCUGCUGGAAGGCAAGAUGGAGGCGGAGGAGUUCACGCAGGCGCUCUAUCGGGAGCUCAAGUCCACACCGCAGCCCUGCUUAGUGCCCUUCCUCAAGAAAAGUCUCCCGGCAGUGCGUUGCCUCACCGCAGACCCGCAGGCAUUCAUCCAGCAGGCCUGCUGCUCCUCCUCCUCCUGCACCCCUGCCGUGAAGAAGCCCAAUGUGGACCCAGCUCCAAGUCCGAAAGCCCUCCAUCAGGUGUCAAGCGGAGCGAGCGCGUCGCCCCAGUCCAGAACUUCGGCCUGCAAGAGCUUCCGAACCAUUUCUCCCCCCGAAGUCACCCCGGUCCAGAUGGGAAAAGCCUUCUCGGGAGGGUUCUCCGUGAGGCAACCUUUUGCUCGAGAUCCUCCGUGCGCCACCAGACUUGCUUUCAGGGACACUUCGGGCUCGUACAAAGAAGACGACGACAUUAACGACGUGGCGUCCAUGGCGGGCGUCAACCUGCGCGAGGAGAACGCUCAGAUCCUGACCGGCGCGGUGGGCUCGGUGGUGCGGUCGUGCCAGGAUCAGCUCUUCCUGUCCGCCGGCCCCGCGCUGGGCCGCUUCCUGCGCGCGGGACGCCCGCUGGGGGUGACGGAAGUGGGCCCCGAGGUGGUGGCUCUGGUCUCUCACGCCACUCAGGAGUGUCUCCGCGGCCUCCUGGAGAAGCUCACCGUGAUGGCGGAACACCGGAAGGCGGCCCUGAAGGAGGACUCGUGGCACGACAAAGUGAGCGACGUGCGCUCACAGCUGCGUUUCCUGGAGGAGGUGGACGCUUUGAAGAAGAGGAGGAAGGACGAAGAGGAGAGGGACAGGCUGAUGCGUUUGGCCAGGAGUCGCUCCCACCCUGACGAUCCGCUGCAGCAGCAGCUGAAGCAGAGAGCAAAAGAGUUACAACAAAUGGAAGAAGCUCAGCUGCAGCAGCGAGAAGCCAACCUCACCGCUCUGGCGGCCAUCGGCCCGAGGAAGAAGAGGGCGCUCGCCCGCACGGAAGGCAACGUGUCGCUGGCGCCCAGGCAGCGCGUGAGUCGCGUGACGCUGCGAGAUCUGCUGCUGUGCAUGGAGCACAGCCAAUUCCUGCGACGCUCACUCACGUUCUACAAGGCCAUGCUCUGACAACUCCACCCGUUUGGUGCCAUCCUGACAACUCCACCUGUUUGGUGCCAUCUUGACAUUCUGACAACUCCGCCCGUGAGGUGCCAUCCUGACAACAUUCUGACAACUCUGCAGAGCUGUCUUGAGAUACAAAUGUUUCAUUUGUUCCACGAUCACACUUGUAAUGCAAAACACUUAAAAGCUCUUUUCUCAUUAAAGUGAAUGGAAAGGCCAUUCAUCUGUUACAUUAUACCCCGCACCCCCGUCAAAAAGAAACAGUUUCUGACGUUUUUCAUCAGGAAAAUAUGAUUACAAUUAUUAUUAUUAUUAUAUAACUAUUGUACUUUAUAAAAAAAAAACAAGUAAUAAUGUAAUUAAAUAGAAUGUAAAGAGUUAAACAGCUUGUGCAUCACAAUUUAAUGCUUCAAUUCCUUGUGCUGCUGCUCCUGGUGUGGCCGCCUUGGGCCACCGGGGGGCAGUAUAACAUGUUCAUAAAGACAAAUGAAGAGCCACUGCUAUUUACAGCAAUGUGAAUUACUGAUGCUCAUUAUCAUUGCCAUGAAAAAAAGAAAAGGAAAAAAUCCUCCCUACAAAAACGUGAAUAAGCAGGAGGUCUGAAAAGUAAUAUGUGGGAUUCCACUGUAUCAAACAUUUUUUUCGCAGAGGAUAAGCAAUGUGUGUGUGCCCUUAUUGCUUUCUUGUCUGUCUACAUGUGUUUCCGCAUCAAUGCUACUUUUGUUCGUCCGUCAGUGGCUUUUUCCAUUGUAUGUUAGCAUUAAGCUAGCGGGGUCAUUCUUAAGGCAGAGGGUUGUUUUAAAUCCACAAUGUCUUUGUUUCACGUUUAGUCGGAUGUGAAGAAUUUCUGAUAAACCUGCUGCGCGUUGUGAAGCGAGUUGACUUUUCUCCUACCUCGCACGCUCGGAUCACAAAUUUUUGCUCGCAAGUCAAAGCAAAAAAAAAAAAAAUCAUCAGAACAACAACAACUGUCUCAAGGCACCACUGUAAUAACACAGAUUGACGUUUAGGAUUUUGUGUUUGUCAAAUAUUUUUGUUGUGUUAAAGCUGU